Sphaeramia orbicularis (orbiculate cardinalfish) is the source of this 882-nucleotide messenger RNA. Its product is annotated as dnaJ homolog subfamily C member 5-like. The record is from RefSeq and is a predicted model, not a curated record. Gene Ontology annotation, cellular component: presynapse; membrane; intracellular membrane-bounded organelle. Bases 179 to 769 code for a protein of 196 amino acids. NCBI's taxonomy places the organism in Eukaryota, Metazoa, Chordata, Actinopteri, Kurtiformes, Apogonidae. The transcript is spliced from 5 exons. Gene Ontology annotation, biological process: regulation of synaptic vesicle cycle.
CCCCGUGUAGCCGCCGUUAGCCCCCCGUCAGGCUCUCCCCUAGCGCCCCCGGACCGGGGUUUGAUGGUGUAACGGCGGAACGCGGCACUCACCUGGGAUGCGAUUAUUUUAAGAAGAGUUCCGUGGAAAGAGCGUCAUCUGCGAACCGGACCGAAGAGGUGAGGACAACAGCCAGGACAUGGAGCAGCACCGACAGAGGGCUCUGUCCACAUCAGGAGAAUCACUGUACGCCGUCCUCGGAGUCGACAAGAACGCCACCCCAGAGGACAUCAAGAAAUGUUACAGGAAACUGGCGUUGAAGUUCCACCCGGAUAAGAACCCGGACAACCCCGAGGCGGCCGAGAAGUUCAAGGAGAUCAACAACGCCCACUCCAUCCUGACCGACCUGACCAAGAAGAACAUCUACGACAAAUACGGUUCUCUGGGUCUGUACGUCGCAGAGCAGUUCGGAGAGGAGAACGUCAACACCUACUUUGUCCUGUCCAGCUGGUGGGCGAAGGCGCUCUUCGUGUUCUGCUGCUUGGCCACUGGCUGUUACUUCUGCUGCUGCCUGUGCUGCUGCUGUAACUGCUGCUGUGGUAAAUGUAAACCUCGGCCGCCCAUGGACCAGGAACCAGAGUUCUACGUUUCCCCUGAAGACCUGGAGGCCCAGAUGACGGCGGACGAGAGAGAUGGUGGUGAACCCAUUGUGAUGCAGCCAUCUUCUGCCACAGAGACCACUCAGCUGAAGGCCGAUGCCCACCACAGCUACAGGACCGACGCUUAUUAACCACACCCACCUUCUGCCCCACCCACCACUGGCCAUGUGACAUGUUCAACCACAGCAGUAAUGAACCCCCCAACCAGCAGAGACCUGAAGGAGGAGGAGGAGGAGGAGGAAGA